AUGUCCAUUUUGAAUUUCACAUUGAGCGAGGAUGGCGUCGUUGCUCUUCAGAACGCCUUGACCUGUCUCUUGAGGUUCUGUGACGACGUCUCACUCGAUGCAACCAAGGAUAAGUUUAUCCUGACGGGGCUGAACGCGACAAAGUCGGCCCACAUAUCCUUCAUCUUCAACCUGAACCGCUUCUUUUCGCGAUAUUCAUUCGAGGGCAGCGCUCAGUACAGGGACCGCUUCUACUGCAUCCUUUUACCAUUUGAGGCCAAGGCUCCUACGAGGGUCAAGUUUGACCCUGCUGAAGCUGUCAACCACUGGACCAUCGCGUCACGCACAUUACGUCAACUAAUGGACCACUUUGGUCCCGGUAUCGACUUGCUUGACAUCCAUACAGAGGGUGAAGGAGUUGUCAACUUUGCAUGCUACACUGAAAAGGACUUCAAACUUUCAAACGAUGCUACUAUUCUGAAAAAGCCGUUGCACACAUCUAUCGCGGUCGAGAUGGAUGAGUUUGACGAUAUCGAGGUUGAGGACAAGCUACACACUAUCAUCCCAGUAAAGGACUUUCGGGCUAUUCUACAACACGCCACGACCACAGCGGGAGAUCUUUCCGCUAGAUAUUCUAACCCAGGCCGUCCCAUGAAGCUCUAUUAUAGCACCGAUGGCAUCCUCUGCGAAUUUAUUCUCAUGACGGUUGGAGAGAGAAGUCCCGCCGGCCCCAAGACUCGCAAGGGCCGAGUCACGAAAACACCCAAGCCUGCUCUCGACGCGACAUCUAGCAGGGCCGCAUCAAACUCGAGAGCACCUACACAGCAAGGUCAAGAACCCUCGCAAGCUCGGGAGCCCAGUGUCAUUAUGCCUCCACCCCCAGCUCGACCAUCACAAUUUGAGAUGCGACCGCCACCGGUACCGCCUCCCAUGUCAACAAUGCGAUCCGAGUCUAUGUUUGUCGCCCAAGACGAUGAUCCAAUGUGGGAGCCUGUCAAUGGGGAGGACGAAAACGAGGAAGAAAAUGGUGCCCUGGGUUGGGACGCUAGCAACGCCCCUAACCCGCCUACUCUACGGAUUAGCGACCGGCCUAAUCUCAGUGCUCCAUCCGAGCCUCGCAGAGAGGACUCGUAUGACACUGGUCUUCCCUCUGAGAUUGAGCCAACCCAGCUGCUCUCGGACGUACGGCGGUUUGGUCUCUUCUCAUGAGGAUAUGAUCUAACUCCUGGUUCAUAUCCAUGGAAGUCUUGUCAUGGUUAGAGAAGAGGAGGCCUUGAAGAUACUGAGCCGCUGUUGUUAUCCGAACAUGACAUAUUCUGUCAUGCGAAUGUUUGGGGGAUGCUUUCAGAAACCCGAUUUAGCUAGCAGGCUUUCCAAUCAUAAUCCAACUGGUGGCACAUCCAGCACCAAUAGCUGUAAUAGAGGAACCCGGGGGAAUAUGUUUGGCAGAGGCGAUGACAGUCCACCCAGUUUUGCCCUGUGAGUUGUCACCUUGAACUUGAGGACCACAGUUUCCAUGCUCGCCCCAACCCCAGGCAGCAACAGUCUCAAGUGCCUCGUCUAUGGCGACGACAUGUUCACUGCCAACCGCAAUCUGCGACAUUUUGGGUAGUCCUGACGGCGCCAGUUGUCCAUGGUCAUUCCUGCCCCAGCUGAGGACGCUUCUGUCGGCCUGCAAGAUGUAGAUGUUACCCCAGCUAGCUUGCACGUCUCGCCAGCCCGGGACUGAAGUUGGUGCAGAAGAUCGCACGCUCCAUUUGUCCAGGCCUAUCACGGCAAUAUCUCCACUGCCAGGCUCCCCAACGAGGCAGGAGAAUUCCUUCCCGCAAGCAGCCUUGACAACCUUGAAAGGAACGCCCUCGAUCUUGCGGGGCUCGGUGACGAUGCCCUCGGGCGCGCCCAGCUGCCCCU
Molecule: messenger RNA, 1890 nt
Organism: Pyricularia grisea
Lineage: Eukaryota; Fungi; Ascomycota; Sordariomycetes; Magnaporthales; Pyriculariaceae
Exons: 4
Coding region: 1-1188 (395 amino acids)
Biological process (GO): cellular response to ionizing radiation; DNA repair; DNA replication checkpoint signaling
Cellular component (GO): checkpoint clamp complex
Source: RefSeq, a predicted model, not a curated record